Pyrenophora tritici-repentis Pt-1C-BFP is the source of this 1416-nucleotide messenger RNA. Lineage: Eukaryota; Fungi; Ascomycota; Dothideomycetes; Pleosporales; Pleosporaceae. The record is from RefSeq and is a predicted model, not a curated record.
AUGGCGGAUACCGACAAGAUUCCGUCUGUAGAGUCGGCGAGCGAUGUUAGUGUUCAGCAGAGACGCGAUUAUCCAGUACGAUGGUACCGAUCCACGUUCUUCAACAUCACUGUUCUCGGAUUAUGCAACUUCAGCGCACCAGGAAUAUGGGGCGCAAUGAACAGUCUAGGAGCUGGAGGCGCGCAGUCACCGCAUCUGGUGAAUGCCGGGAAUGCGCUUACGUUUUGCUUGAUGGUGGUGAGCUGUUACUUUAGCAGUGUGAUUGUUAAGUAUGUUGGAAUCAAAGGUGCUUUGAUGUUAGGAACGGUUGGAUACGCGCCUUAUGCUGCUGCUCUUUACACCAACAACCGCUUCGGCACAGAAUGGUUCAUCUACCUCGGCUCCUCUCUCUGUGGUCUCUCCGCGGGCCUCUUCUGGAUGGCCGAAGCCGCAAUCGCAAUCGCCUAUCCCGAACCCUGGAAUAAAGGAAAAGCACUCGGCUACUGGCUCACCUACCGUCUCGCCGGCCAGAUCCUCGGCGGCGCCAUAAACCUAGGCCUUAACGCCGACCGCGACCAGGCUGGUAAAGUCACGUAUACCGUGUAUCUCAUCUUUAUCGCGCUGCAGUGUAUUGGACCUGUGGUCGGAUGGUUCCUGAAUAAACCGGAUCAGGUGGAGCGAAAGGAUGGCAAAAAAGUGGUGUUGAGAAUUGCCAAGGAUCCAUGGUUUGAACUCAAAGAGACAGCGAGACUGUUUUGUACGAAGAAGUUCUUGUUGAUCUUGUUGUGGAUUGGACAGGCGGUUUUCGCUGAGGCGGUGUAUUUUACGUAUCUGGCCUUAUGGUUCUCCGUCCGCGCCCGAGCCCUAGGCUCCUUCCUCUCCGGCAUCAUCGCCGUAAUCUGCGGCAACCUCCUAGGCGCCUACCUCGACCGCACAACAAUCGCCCUGCGAACCCGCGCCCGCACCUCCUUCUUCGUCAUCGCUAUCUUACAAGGCGCCUGGUGGCUCUGGGCGACGAUCCUAGUAACGCAAUUCCGCGACUCGCAGCCCACGUACGACUGGGCGUCGCACGGUUUUGGCCGCGCCUUCGCCGUCUUCAUCUUCCUAACCGUCGGGUUCCAGCUGAACUACCUGUUUUUGUACUUUGUGAUUGGGAAUCUGGCGGAAGAUGAAGAACAGGUUAUUCGGUAUGCGGCGCUACUUAGGGGCACGGAGAGUGCGUGGCAGGCGGUUAGUUAUGGAGUUACUAGUAUUAAGGUUUUUGCCGAGGUGGGGGGUGUGUAUUGGAAUUUUGCGCUUUGGGGGGUGUCGCUUUGGCCGGCUUGGGUGGUGAUUAGUGGGUUUGGGGAGAAGUUGACGGCGAUUGAGCAGGUGGAUGAGGUUAUUGUUAAGAGGGAUGGAGAGAGAGAGGGAGGGCGUGGGGUGGGGAAGUUGUGA